CAAUCAUAUUCCUUUCGCUCAUGCAGGCCUGAGCGGUUUGAGAACCGGCUCUAAUCACCAGUAGCGUAGCCAUAGUUGUUUGACAUAGCUUGCUGUCGAGAUUCAGUAUGGAUCCCGAAGCUUACGACCGGGCUAUCAAGCUCGUCCAGGACUAUCAUGAUCAUGUGGAACAAUACGAUGUCGAACACGAACGGAUCGAUUCGGAUGACAUGCUGGGGAUGAUGCGGGUGUUGAUGGAAGCGAGCCCUCGGUUGAUCAAGGGGAUGGACGGGCUGGAAGACGGGACGGACCAGCCUGGCAGCUCUUCCCAGCGAACAAAUACGGCGGGCUUUCGGUUCUGGGAACGACAAGGACUGUCGAGCGUUCUAGGGGAAUCGAAAGUCUCGAUCGCCGUCACGCCGAAUGGGUUGGCAGAUUCGGUACAGUACGACGAGGAGACGGAGAAGGCAUACUUUGCCAUGCCCCUAACAGAGAAGAUGACGGUGGACGAGCUAUUCAGGAAGAUCGACGACCAAGACGAUACCGACGUGUGUUACCUUCAAUCCCAGAAUGGCAACAUCUGGGACCGGUUCAAGGAGGAGGAAGAGGACGACCCGCCAGAGUUGAGCCGGUUCCAGGAAUACGUCCUGAGAGGUCCUCGGGUGAUGCAGAAGCUGGGCAAGGAGCCGGAUGCGGUAAACCUCUGGGUAGGGACGAGCAAGAGCACGACGACUUUGCAUAAAGACCCGUAUGACAACCUGUACCAAGUCUUGAGCGGCUCCAAGACGUUUACUCUCUUGAGCCCGAUCGAGGGUUUCUUGUUGAACCCGAUGUUUUACCCUACGGCGACUUAUGUACGAACACCGGACUCUAGCUUACGUCUAGUCCCCGAUCCCAUCCCACCUUCUUCCACGUUGGGCGGUAGUCGAGGUGUCCCGUGGACGACAAUAGAUCCGACAUCGUUAUCCUCAUCGGACCGGGCGAGCCGAGCUCUGAGACCGACGACGAUCGUGGUACGCGAAGGGGAAUGGUUGUACCUCCCUGCGAAUUGGUGGCAUCACGUUCAGCAGGCCGAGGGGGACGAGGGGAUCUGUGUGGCCGUCAACCACUGGUACGAUGCGCCCUUUCGACCCGACGUUUACGCGAUGGAGCAGUUCAUCCUGAAAGCACUCGGACGUGGGGAUCUGGCGGUGGCGGACGAUGACGAUGACGAUAGCGAAGGUAGCGAGCAGGGCGAGAGUGACGAUGAUGAUGAUACGCAGAGCGAGCAGAGUUGUUGGAGUUGCAAUCGAUAGCAGAUGGUGAUGGGGGUAUUCUCUUCGUUAUCAGCUCCCCCGUCCGUGUUCCUCGGGACCGGCGAUGUGCGAAUGAUGCAUGCAUGCAUGCGAUGAUGAUCGUGUGACCCAGGGGCGCGCGAGACACGGAGGCAAUUGGGGGAAUUGGAUCCACCUGAUACCACCCACCGCACCGCUCGUUGCCUUCUAGCUCUUGGCUCCAACGAAUCCGGGAAGAGGUCGAUGGCAGUUGUUG
This is a messenger RNA of Filobasidium floriforme, 1509 nucleotides long. Its product is annotated as cupin-like domain-containing protein. The coding region runs from base 108 to 1274 and encodes 388 amino acids. Lineage: Eukaryota; Fungi; Basidiomycota; Tremellomycetes; Filobasidiales; Filobasidiaceae. The record is from RefSeq and is a predicted model, not a curated record. The transcript is spliced from 9 exons. Gene Ontology annotation, molecular function: 2-oxoglutarate-dependent dioxygenase activity.